UCUCUCUCUCUCUCUCUCUCUCGAUCCUGCGUAUGUUACCGACGCUUGUGCCCGUCCCGUGCGCUCAUCACCGGAGCCGAGCGGAAGAAACUGUCUGAUACCCCACAAUCAGGAAAUACCACCAAAACUCACCGCAGUUGCCGAUUUGUGGAGCCGCUUUUUCCGUCAAACCGAUUUUCAUCUAGUCGAAAACGUUUUUUGUUGUUUGGGGAGGAGAGAUGCGGGUGGUAAACAGUCUGGCCGAAGCAGGAAUCCAGUAACGGAGCACUGAACCGGAGAAGCGCUUCACGACGCGUCCAUCAUCACGACCCGCUGUUCCCGUGGAGCGACUGAAGAUGCUGGAGUGGGUGAGUGAGGUCUUCUGGCAGGAGCGUCUGUGGUUCCCCGAGGGACUGGGAUGGGCUGAUCUGGAGGACCGUGAUGGCCAGGUCUAUGCGAAGGCACGGGAUCUGUGGGUGGCCCUGCCAAUCGCCGUCCUGUUUCUAGUGAUUCGACAGGUCUUUGAGAGAUAUGUAGCUACACCGCUAGCCUCUCUGCUGGGCUUGAAGGAAACAGUCCGACGGCGAGUGACACACAACCUCACGCUGGAGUCCUACUAUUGCAACACAACUAAAAACCCCACACAGGGUUCAGUGGAGAAGCUGAGCGAGCAGACGGGAUGGACAGAGCGACAGGUCCAGCGCUGGUUCAGGAGGCGCAGGAACCAAGACAGACCCAACCUUCUCAAGAAGUUCUGUGAGGCCAGCUGGAGAUUCGCCUUUUAUCUCCUGGCCUUCAUCGGUGGUCUUGUUGCACUAAUAGAUAAACCCUGGUUGUAUGAUCUAAAGGAGAUGUGGAAAGGCUUCCCUACUCUGACGCUCCUGCCGUCUCAGUACUGGUACUACAUGCUGGAGCUGGGUUUCUACACCUCUCUGCUCUUCAGCCUGGCGUCUGAUGUCAAGCGUAAAGACUUCAGAGAGCAGGUCAUCCAUCACGUGGCCACCAUCCUGUUGAUCAGCUUCUCCUGGUGUGUCAACUACAUCCGAGCGGGAACGCUCAUCAUGUUCAUGCAUGACUCGGCCGACUAUCUGCUGGAGUCAGCUAAGAUGUUUAACUACGCCAGAUGGAAGAACGCAUGCAACUACAUCUUCAUCCUGUUCGCUGCGAUCUUCAUCGUCACACGCCUCAUCAUCUUCCCUUUCCGGAUCAUGUAUUGCACAUGGGUGUAUCCCGUGACCCUGUACCCCCCGUUCUUCGGAUAUUACUUCUUUAACGGGCUGCUGAUGGUUCUGCUGUGUCUGCACGUCUUCUGGGCCGCGCUCAUCAUACGCUUGGCCUUCCGCUUCUUGAGCAAUAACAUAAACAGUCACACAGGUUUGGGACGGCAUGAGGUCGUCGGUAGAAGACGAGAGGUCCGACCGAGAGGAGACGGACGAGUCCGAGGAGGAAGAACAGAUGAAAAAUGGAGAGAUAAAGAAAAACGGACCAGCUCAGAAUGGCCACGCUACACAUAACAACAACCACUCCAAAAAAACAGAGUGAUGUCUAGAGAGGACAGAAACCGUCAGAAACCUAGAGAUUCUUCCUCUGCUGAAGCGGAGCACAGGAACAGAGGGUCGAUUGCUGUCUACACUACACACACACACACACACACACACACUCCUCGAUCUGGAGACAAACACAGAGCAGUGCUGCCUCUAUUGACUGAAGCUUACAGGAGCAGAUCACCUACAGAUCUGCCUCUCCACACCUCUGGGACUUUCUCACAGUUAUCUCCAGCAGAAUGUCCAAACUGCUCUUCCCCAUACACUGAAAGUCAACGUUGAACAGAGUGCUCAUCUCAUACGGACUUUUCUAUGCUGCGUUUUUGUGCUUUCUAGAGCUUGAAAUCCUCUGAUUUUGUUGUAUGGAAGACCGCUAUGGAAGCCAAUGGAACAAAUCAAUAAACAAAAGAGAAUUAUGACUUUUUAUCUCAGAAUUCCGAUUUUGUUUCUCGCAAUUCUGAGAAUUCCAAAAUAUAAAACUCAGAAUUCCACACAAUUCCGAGUUUGUGUCUCUCAGUUCUAAAUGUUCUAAUCCCAGAAAUGCAAGAGUUGUGAGAUAAAAAGUCACAGUUGCCUGCUUUUUCGGGGGGUUUUAUAUUCCCCCGCAGAAACGUGUUCACCGAGAGCAGCUCUGACAUUAUGCUAAACUCUAUUGGAAUAAAGUCAUACGAGUAAAUGAUGGCAGAAUUAUUUUAGUGACCUGUGCCUUUUAACAGUGCCUUCCUUUGCUCUUUUCAUGCCUUGUUUUUAGUUUGUAAUUUAAAAAACUCAUCAGUUUGGUCUUAAAGUGCCGUCACAAAGUGAAAUUUCUAUCGUCAGUAGCAAUGUGUGAAGAGCAUCUCACACAGAGGUCACAAACGCAUUCAGUGCAUGUUUUCACUCGUGGAAUAACCAAUCAUGGCGGCUGACAGUAAAUAAUGCAUUUCUGCGAUGCCAUUGGUUUGUUUUGUAAUGUGCUGCGUCCACAGCUCUAAAGUGUCAGUAUAAACCCAAGACCAUCAGCCAGAAAACCAAAGAAGUCACCAAAGAGUGCAUCUUCAGAUACGGCUGAAUGUUACUAAGUUCCUAACAAACAGAUUCAGUCCCACAGCUGGUCUGAAUCAUCUCAUUCACAUCACACUUCUGUCCUGCUCUGACUCCAUCAUUCCUGCCAGCUUCCCGUCCACUCAAUUACAGUGUUAUCUUUAUUUUGUAUUUUCCUGUGUUUUGUAAUAUGAUAAAAAUUAUUAUGGAGGAAGUUAAGAAUAAAAUACUGAAUGUGAGUCACA
Carassius gibelio (silver crucian carp) is the source of this 2791-nucleotide messenger RNA. RefSeq names its product ceramide synthase 2b (gene cers2b). Lineage: Eukaryota; Metazoa; Chordata; Actinopteri; Cypriniformes; Cyprinidae. The coding region runs from base 336 to 1493 and encodes 385 amino acids. Gene Ontology annotation, molecular function: DNA binding; sphingosine N-acyltransferase activity. The transcript has 12 exons. The record is from RefSeq and is a predicted model, not a curated record. Gene Ontology annotation, biological process: ceramide biosynthetic process. Gene Ontology annotation, cellular component: membrane.